Molecule: messenger RNA, 1635 nt
Organism: Prunus mume (Japanese apricot)
Lineage: Eukaryota; Viridiplantae; Streptophyta; Magnoliopsida; Rosales; Rosaceae
Product: protein DETOXIFICATION 19-like
Biological process (GO): xenobiotic detoxification by transmembrane export across the plasma membrane
Cellular component (GO): membrane
Molecular function (GO): antiporter activity; xenobiotic transmembrane transporter activity
Source: RefSeq, a predicted model, not a curated record
GAAUUUGAGAUCUUGAACCAUUCUAUAUCUUAAAAUAAAUAUCCACAUGCCAUUUUUUUUAAUUAAAAAGAGAACGCAUUGCACAACAGCAGAAUAAGAAGAAGAAAAAACAAGAAACAGAAGAAAGACAGAGGUAGUGCUAGAGAUGGAUAUGCCAGCAAACACAGUUGCAGAAUCUGCAGACAGGAGCACUGCUACACCGUUAUUAGAGGCAGGUGGCCAUGGCGAUCAACAAGGAAGAAAAAGGGGGUGGUGGAAUAAACUGUUGGACAUGGAGGAGGCCAAGAACCAGGUCUUGUUUUCCUUGCCAAUGAUUCUUACCAAUGUUUGCUAUUACUUGAUCCCCUUGAUAUCUGUCAUGCUUGCUGGUCACCUUGGUGAGGUUGAACUUGCUGGUGCCACACUUGCCAAUUCAUGGGCCACCGUUACCGGUUUCGCUCUCAUGAUUGGGUUAAGUGGAGCUCUUGAGACACUGUGUGGGCAAGGAUUUGGAGCAAAGUUAUACAGAAUGUUGGGGAUAUAUCUACAAGCCUCAUCCAUAAUUUCUUUCUUGGUCUCUAUCAUCAUAUCUGUAGUCUGGUUCUACACAGAACCCAUACUUAUCUUACUUCAUCAAGAUCCUCAAAUUUCAAAAUCUGCUGCUCUUUAUAUGAAAUUUCUGAUUCCGGGAUUAUUUGCAUUCGGCUUCAUGCAUAACAUAUUGAGAUUUCUUCAGACACAAUCUGUUGUAAUGCCGUUGGUCUUCCUCUCACUGAUCCCAGUGGUUAUUCAUAUUUUCGUUGCAUAUGCUUUGGUACAUUGGACAACUCUUGGUUUCAAGGGAGCUGCCCUAGCAUGUUCAAUUUCAAUAUGGAUAGCGAUGCUAAUGCUGGCCAUGUAUGUUAUGUUUGCAAAGAAGUUUGAGCUUACAUGGGAAGGAUUUUCGAUAGAAUCGUUCCAUUAUGUCCUUGCUGCCUUGAAACUUGCCCUCCCCUCAGCAGCAAUGGUAUGCUUGGAGUACUGGGCUUUUGAGAUUCUGGUGUUAUUGGCAGGACUGAUGCCAAACGCAGAACAAACCACUUCACUAACUGCAAUGUGUGUGAAUACAGAAGCAAUUGCAUACAUGAUUACAUAUGGCCUCAGUGCUGCUGCAAGCACAAGGGUGUCAAAUGAAUUAGGAGCAGGCAAUCCUGACAACGCCAAGAAGGCAAUGGCUGUGACUCUUAAGCUCUCUGUGCUUCUUGGUCUCCUUGUUGUUCUGGCUCUAGCAUUUGGUCACAAUAUAUGGGCUGGCUUUUUCAGUGACAGCAGUGCAAUAAUCAAGCUUUUUGCUUCUAUGACACCAUUUCUUGCAAUUUCAAUAAUGGCUGAUUCUGUGCAAGGUGUCUUGUCAGGUGUGGCCAGAGGAUGUGGCUUUCAGCACUUGGCUAUGUAUGUAAACUUGGGUGCAUUCUAUUUGGUUGGCAUGACAGUUGCAUGUGUUGUUGGAUUUAAGUUGAAACUAUAUGCUAAGGGAUUGUGGAUUGGCUUAAUCUGUGGUCUUUGCUGUCAAGCCGCCCUACUUUUGUUGGUUACACUGCGCACAAAAUGGACUCAAUUGGAUGUGCCUCAUAAUGGAGAUGCAGUUUUGGUCUAAAUGAAGGUCAGGCAAAAGUA